UUUGAGCCAAAAUGAUCGAUAACGUAAACCAGUUACACAACUUUGAGCUCUUUAGCUACCGGGAGUUGCUAGGAUGGGACGCAAACAUCUUUGCGAGGACUGCGACCCCUAUCUGACACUACCCACUGAUUUUGUGGAUGACACACUUUUGAUAACGGAGGACAGGAUAUCGUUACCUGCUUCUUUGCAAAAUGUUUAAAUAUGUUAUAUGCUUCGGGUGCAACAAAUAUAGAAUAACAUAUAUUUAAUAAUAAAAUAACAAUUUGCACAAUGGCGACAGAGUGCACACAAGAGGCCGUUUUGGAGUUUCUAAUUGAAAAGGGGGGGCGUGUGAAAAAUAAAGUGUUAAUAGACCAUUUUAAAGUGUUUUUUGCUAGUGAAACCACAAAAACAUUGUUCAGUGAGGCAUUCGGGAGGGCUGUAGACAACGUUGCCUACAUCAAGCAGGAAAACGAGGAUAAAAUUGUCUGUUUGAAAAAGAAAUAUCGUGAACAUGGGAGAAGGAGGGAGAAGGCGGAAGAUGGCAAGACCCCUCUCGCUCAGAGUUCAGCAUCGCCGCACUGCAACGCCAGUGGAGCCGUAAACGACCAAAGAAAUGGAACGUCAUUCAGAUGUUCCACGAGUGGCGAUAAGAGAAUGCACGUGAGUGUGUCAGAGAAAGAGGAUAACGGCCCGUGCGUGUCAGACGUUGCGCUGACUGAAGCAACCGGUUCGGAUUCCGACUAUAACCGUUCGCAUGAUGCAAACCUGAAAGAAAAAGAGCCUGCAAACGUGCCUGAAAAAGAUAAACCGGCAGACGAAAUUGAGCGUGUCGAGACUGAGGACACGUGCCUCCGUGACCGCCCGGGGAAGCUGGACGCGGCGCGCAGCAAACGCGCGCUCUCAGCGCAGCCCGCAGCCCGUCGGCGUGGGACACGCGACACGUCGAGCAAUGCGAUGGCCGGUGUAAGCGACGCCGACUCGUCGGCGCCUUUAGGCACGGACGGCAGUGCGCCAAGCGGGGGACGCAAGAGCUUGGCUGAGCGGGUAGUGGGCGAAUCCCCGCAGGUGCGGCGCAGCCUGCUCCGGAGAAGCUCUCAGGGCUGGGCGACGGCUGGGCGACAAGAUUCAGUGAAGGGCGACGGAGACUCUGUGUCGGAGGACUCUGCCUUCAUCGCGCUGGACCCGCUGGAGCACGAGUGGAUGAUGUGCGCAAGCGAUGGGGAAUGGGAGAACCUUCAGCGUCUGCUGACGCGUGAGCCCAGCCUCAUCACCAAGAAGGACUUUGUCACCGGCUUCACGUGCCUGCACUGGGCUGCCAAGCAGGGCAAGUGUGAUCUCAUUGCCAUGCUGAUCACAUUUGCGCAACAGCACUCUGUGGCGGUCGAUGUGAACGCCCGCUCAUGUGCAGGAUACACCCCUCUGCACCUGGCUGCCAUGCACAGCCACGUGGAGGUGAUGAAACUGUUAGUGGAGGCUCACGGCGCCAACCUGGAGGUGCGGGACUACAGCGGGAGAAAGCCCCAUCAGUACCUCAGCACGGCCGUGGCAGCGGACAUCCGGGACAUUAUAAGGGUCCAUGGGGACGAGGACACGGAAGGUGGUGCUGGACACUGGCGUCUCCCUAAGGUCUUCCAGUCCAACCUGAAUCCGUUACGGAUGCUGGUCCUGACUGAGGAGGGUGUGGGCGGAGCCUGUGAGGGUGUGGGCGGGGCCAGGCCCAGGCCACUUUACCGCAAGGCUUCCAUUGGCAAAAUCAAGCUGAAGGGAGGCCGGUCCAAGACCCAGAUUGUUCACAGCACCUCGUUCAGGGAAACCGAGGAAGAGGAGGAGUCCCUGAAGAGCCCCGUCAAGUCUAGACCUGUGUCCAACCUCUUUGGAUAAAACAGAUACAUUUUUCAGUGUAGUGUAAAAAAAAAAAAAUUGAUGGAAUUAAAGAAAAUGAAACGGUACUCUUUUUUUUUUUUUUUUUAACUGAAAUGAGUUCUGGGACCUGAGAAAGUCACCAUUUUCCUUUUAGUGUAGUAGUUAUUUCAGAUUAUGUCAAACUCCAAAAGCAUUGACAGCAUGAAGACAAACAGUUGGCGGUUAGGCUUUUGACUGGUGAUAUGAAUUAGUGCUGAAUUAGGUCUGUCUAAAGCUUUAGUCCGUGUGGAAAUGUGACCCACAUGGGAACUUAAACUUAUCAACACUUGCUGGAUCACAAUGGAACUGCACUUGACACUUUGACAUUAGUCUGAGACUCUAGCUUGUACUGCUUUUAUGAGAGUAAUAACCUCAGACCUAUUAAUACAGUCAUAUAUAUGUAUGUAAAUAAAUUAAAAACCUAUUUACAUACAUAUUUAAAUUAAUUAGCUUUAAAUAUAUUAGAUUUUGUCAGAACAGAGAAACCGAUCACUUAUGCAUAAUGCAUUUUGCACCUGUGUGUUUGGAGCCGAUUUUUUGAGCCUGUACUUUCUGCUUUCCUCAUUGCAUGGUUCAGUCUUAGCCUCCUUUGGGACUGUGUGCAUUUUAAGGCUCUUUUGUUUUGGAUUUCCUUUUCUGGGUUGGUGUGGUUAUAAGUGGCUUUUAGAGGCACCAUAGAUUGAUGGAUAAAUGUGAAAAGCAAUCAUGACCCUUGCAGUCAAUAUAUGAAAACAGCCAGAUUUUUACACGCUGUUUUUUUUAUAAGCUGUUGUUGUGUGAAAUAGCUGCUAUUUUAUAUAUUUUAAAAAUUAUUCCAUAUGCUGUUAACCUCUGUCAAACUUUAAGUUGGGUGAGGCUAAAAAUUAAUUACUUAAUCACUGAAAUCUGAUAUCUGGUUUAUGUACAGCAUUUGACUGAUGCUCCUCUCCAGAAUGACUUAUUCAUCAGUAUGACAGUAUGUGUGCUCCCUGGACAACAACACCUCUUAUCUGUUGCUAGCACUAUACCUGCUCUAAUGGUAGGUAGUAAAUGCUUGGGAUGUUUCCUAACAUGCUUUUAAAUUUUGAAUACCAUUCCUUAAUGCAGAUGUUAAUUGUAGUGAACACCUAUGUCACUGGGAAAAUUGGUCAGUCUGAAAUGAUUUGAGUCAUUUAUGUUUUUGAAGGAUUAUAAGUAGGCCUUUCAGUCAAAUUAAACAAGGUAAAUAUAGAAAUAUAGUUUGGGUUUUUUUCCAUUUUGUUUACAUGAAAAUUAUAUCAUCGAAAUUGUAAUUUUAGAAAUCAGUCAGAUUUUGCAGUGCACUUUAACCAUACCUUUGUGAAUUCAACCACUCUCCUUUGGAAGAAAACAAUGAUUCACGCAAUAUAAAAAUAAAAUCUUUAUGUUAUUCUA
This is a messenger RNA of Electrophorus electricus (electric eel), 3276 nucleotides long. Lineage: Eukaryota; Metazoa; Chordata; Actinopteri; Gymnotiformes; Gymnotidae. The record is from RefSeq and is a predicted model, not a curated record.